Messenger RNA from Mauremys mutica (yellowpond turtle), 1850 nucleotides. RefSeq names its product nuclear assembly factor 1 ribonucleoprotein (gene NAF1). Bases 133 to 1527 code for a protein of 464 amino acids. Lineage: Eukaryota; Metazoa; Chordata; Testudines; Geoemydidae. Gene Ontology annotation, biological process: pseudouridine synthesis; box H/ACA snoRNP assembly; ribosome biogenesis. The record is from RefSeq and is a predicted model, not a curated record. Gene Ontology annotation, molecular function: RNA binding. The transcript is spliced from 8 exons. Gene Ontology annotation, cellular component: sno(s)RNA-containing ribonucleoprotein complex.
GCGCAUGCGCGCUGGCGCCGCUGACGCUGCCAGGAGAGUCGUUCCAGCCCCCGGCGCACGUGUAGAGGAAGCCGGAAGGAGUGUGGGGAGGGGGCGGGGCUGAGACGCGUGGCCGUUCGCCGCGCGGUGGAGAUGGAGGUGGUCGAGCAGCUGGAGACGCUGAAGUUUGAUAACGGGCUGGGGAGUCCCAGCACGGCGGGGCCGCAGCCGGGCCAGGAGGAGCCCGCGGGCGGCGAGGAGCCGGGCCAGGAGGAGCCCGCGGGCGGCGAGGAGCCGGGGCAGGAGGAGCCCGCGGGCGGCGAGGAGCCGGGGCAGGAGGAGCCCGCGGGCGGCGAGGAGCCGGGCCAGGCCUCGGCGCCCGCGGCAGGAGGAGCCCCCGGCGCCCGGGGCCCGCAGGAGGAGCAGCCCGGGGAGGGCAGUGCCGACUCGGACAGUGAUACGGAUUCUGAUAGUUCAUCUUCUGUCUCCUCUUCUUCAUGUUCUCUUUCAAUUGGAUCUGUUGAAAGUGAUAGUCAGCAAAAUGGAAAUAACACAUCUUACCAUGUUAAACCAAAAGAUGAAUUGCCUCUUGAACAGGGACCACCUCCUGUUGAUGAUUUGACAAUAAUUCUGCCUGAGGAUGUUGAGCUGAAGCCCUUUGGGACAGUUUCAAGCAUUAUUGAGCAGUUGGUAAUAAUUGAGUCUCUGAAAGGCCUACCUCCAGUAAAUGAGGAAAGCAUCAUUUUUAAAGGAGAUCGGCAUGCAGCAGGAAAGAUAUAUGAGAUAUUUGGUCCUGUUUUGCAUCCCUUCUAUGUGUUACUAUUUAACAGCCCUGAGCAUAUUGAAGCAAAAGGUAUUAAUAUCCAAGAUACCGUGUAUUUUGCGCCAUCAGUAGAGGACUUCACCCAGUAUAUAUUCACAGAGAAACUAAAACAGGAGAAAGGAUCUGAUGCAUCAUGGCAGCAUGACCAAGAGCCACCACCUGAGGCCUUAGAUUUCAGUGAUGAUGAAACGGAGAGGCAGAGAAAACAAAAGAAAAAGAAAGCUCCGAAUCAAGAAAGAAAGAAACCUAAAUCAGAAGUGAAUGAAUCAAGUGAGAAUAAUGAAGUUCAACAUCAGCCUAUGCAAAAGCCUACUUCAAAUUAUUCAAGAGGAUAUCGUGGCAGAGAAUUUAACCCUGGCUUCUCAAGGGACAGGUUUCCUCAUCCAUCUGUUAAUCCAAGCGUCUCAAGACCACAACUAAGAGCUCCGCACUUGUACUCUUCAGAUCACAGGCUACAUCAAGAAUCUGCAAUGUUUCCACAGCCUCAUAGACCAAAAAAUCCCAUGAUGCUGCAGUAUCCUUUUCCUCCUCCAGGAUAUGGACCUGUUGGUAAUGAGAUGCAUCACUUUCCACCCCCAAAUCCAAACAUGAUGUGGACAGGGCCCAACAUGUACUCUAACAUUUAUAGUCCACCAUUCCCAUUCCCCCCACCCCCUCCCCCACCCCCGCCCCCACCACCUGCUUCUCCAAAUGGUCAUCCAUCUCAGUUUGGACCUCACAGUUAGAUGAGAAUUUUCAUGACUGAGUGUACAAUGAGUGGCAGAUCUUGGAAAACUAUGGCUUUCCCACCCACAAACCCCAAAAUGUUUUGUGAUUGCUAUUUACAUUUUAUAUGAGGGAGCUUAAAUUAUGUAGAAGAACAAAAUAAAUCCAGAGUUCUAAUGCUAAAUAGAUACAGCCUUAUGCAGCAAUAUCAGACGUACAAAGACUGGUGUUUCUUUUGAUAAGCCCAUCUUUAAAAAACUGAAAUAUAUUGAAUAAUGAUUUAACUUUGAUAUGUAGUAAGUUUGAAGCAUUCCAGGAAUUAAUAAACACUAUUUUUACAUUG